Ruditapes philippinarum (Manila clam) is the source of this 3961-nucleotide messenger RNA. Its product is annotated as tetratricopeptide repeat protein 13-like. NCBI's taxonomy places the organism in Eukaryota, Metazoa, Mollusca, Bivalvia, Venerida, Veneridae. The record is from RefSeq and is a predicted model, not a curated record. Bases 158 to 1246 code for a protein of 362 amino acids. The transcript is spliced from 14 exons.
CCAUUGGUUAAAGAAUUUACCAUUUGAAUUUCAGGGUAGUUACAAAGAACAACCUGGAAUACAACCUCAUAUAAAAGAUAUUAGUCAACUAGAAAUUAGUGAUUUUCCUCGGCCAGUUCAAAAUUUGAUCUGUAAAGCUCACAAGAUAGGCUGGCUAAUGCAGGUUAAUACAGAUGGCUACACACCAAAUAAAAGACUUAAUUUAGCCAUGGGGCUUUCUUCAAUACAUAUUGCUCAAUUAUAUGAGAAAAAGUGGCGGGAUUUAAGACAAAAUAAAGCAGUCGGUUGGCAGCAUAGUUGGCGAGAUUUAUUUAAUAUCGCAGUACGAUACCGGAGAUUGGUUGAUCCGGAACAACCGGUUCUUUGGCUGGAUAAGAUGCCGGAUCAUAAAGAUAAAGAUGGUUAUAAAACAGUGAUUACACUUGUAAAAGGUUCUGUUCACAAUAUAAAAACAAUGCCUUAUUUUAAUCUGGUUUUCAAAUUGGUGAAAACUAUGUUGGAACAUUAUUCUGUUACAAGUGAGAUUGUCAAGUCAAAGCAAGCUACAGCUAAAGAAGAGAUUGAGAGUGCUAAAACAUGUGAGGACCUGCUCGAAGUGACAAAGGUUAAUGUGAAGAAUGCUGGACUUUUUUCUUGUACAACAAAAGAUGGUACACAGAAACAUCAGACAGAUCAGAAUGGUUUUGUUGUGUCAACACAGGUUCCUAGUACACGUAAAAGAUCAGAGAAAGAUCGUCUUGAAGGGGCCAUGCUGGUUCUAACUGAUGAUUUAGCUAAACAGAUAUUGUUUACUAUUGACGUGGCAAAUACUCGGACAAGGACGGCAGAAUAUCAUAUAGAGUUAGACUAUAUCUAUAACCAGCUUCAAGAUGAAAUUAAACGUACUAGUUCUAGUAAAGUCUCGGAGAUGGACUCAGUGGUGAACGUAAUACUCUCUCUAGCCUAUUAUUUCUACAAUCUGAUGCCUCUAUCUAGAGGAUCAAGUGUUGUAGCAUAUUCUGUGGCACUUGGUCUUAUAAUGUCCAUACAUCGCCAGGUAACAGGAAAACUUCCAACUAGUAAGUUACUAGAGAUGGAGGCAAUGUUAUCAGGCGCCCCAGAUGCCUUUAUACUUGUAACUAAACAAUGGAUGAACAUUAAAAGAUUAGCGACACCCAUGUCUGGUUACCCUACAGUAUGGGAGACAUUUCCCACAGUUCGCAGUGUCCUUGAAGUGCUCAAUGUUAAUACAGAUUCCUGUUCAUAGGUUAACGUCAGCGCAAACAGCUUUCAGAAAAUAUCAACCAAAGUCCUACAUAUGUUUACCUUUAUUAUUGUUAGCUUUAUAACAGUACAGCAAAAACUCUAAAUGAUCCAUCUGCUUUUGUCAUUGAAAAUAUAUAAAUUUAAAAUUUUACUGUUUCUUACAAAAAGUUGAAAUACGUUAAAAUCUUUAGGUGUAUCAAUAGAUUUUCACGCUCACUUUACUGUCCUUUGACUUUCAAACAUAUAUCAAAGGCACUAACUCACAAACCUUUGGAGAAAAAAUUAUGCAAAUUAGAAAAUUUUAGAAAAUCUUGGUUAAUCAAGAGUUAUUAUAAUACGUUUCAAAAUCUUUUAUGUAAACAAAGUCUGACUAUUUACCUUUGUAUAGUAUUGUUAAAAGUUAGUUCUUGAAGUUGAUUGUUAAAGGUUGCACUAUUUCAAUUUUAUAUUCUUGUCACAAACAAGUGCUGUUCAUUAUAUUGAUAAAAAAAAGAUAUUAUAAAAAUAACUGUGAUACAUGUACUUUAAUCAAUUACAAGAUACAGUCAGACCUGUUUGGGAAGGCCAUAGAAACCAUUUAUAACAUGCAUUCCAAGCGUUUAUAUGGAUGGGUUAAUGGGGUAUGAGAUGUGAUUGUUACAUUUGAUUGGCAGCCUCUAAUUCAAUCCAUGACUGUUAUUUUCACUUCAUUUCUGUAAAAUGAUCCCACCUUUUUCAUUUACUUUGUUAUUUGAGGGAUAAUCUAGCCCUUAUGACUGCUUCUUAGCCUGCUGGCAGCAACAAAUCUUACCCAUGUGACCCAUCCAGAACAAGAUCAGCCAGGCACAUCCCUGCCAUCUGAUCAUGGUCUGAACUGUUUGCUAUUCAGUCAGUACAUCUUUUGAAAUUUUCCCUAUAAAUGAUGAAUAAUUUUGUCCAGAAUGAAAUAUUGGACAAAGAUUAGUUAAGAUAUGUAGCAGGACAAGGUUAGUAGUAACUGUGGCUUUAACAACAUGGUAUGUUACCUGUGCCACGGGGGACAGGUUUGACUGUAUUUAUGAUUGUUGUUUUAUCUCAUUUUGUAAAUCUAAAAAAACUGCAAGUAGUGGUUUGUUCUGUGUUAAAUUAGUGUUUCUGUUAACCUUAUAUGACUUAACUGUUACGAAGUUUUAUACUUUUAGGUGGUCCACUUGUGUAUUGUGAAAUUAUGCUUUAAACCUGAUUUCCACUGAAUUUGUUUAAUGGACAAGUCCAGCUGUGAAAUUGAAAUAGUCCAUUAAUAGUAGAAAGGGAUUUUUAUAUUUAAAUUGAGCAGCCAGCUAGAGAGGUAAAUGAACAGUAUUCUUAGAUUACAAUUGUUAUAGGGUAGUCUGGCUCUAGAUUGAUAUAGGGUUUUAUAUUUCAUAUUGUCACUUGCACUCAGACCGAAAGUUAUUGACUUUCAACUGCACAAAUGUGCAUUGAUUACAUAAUUAUGUUAACUAACCAAGGGAAACAACUGCAGAUUUGAAUAAAGGUCAUUUUAUUCUUAACUUACUGGAACCAAUAGAAAUAUCCUUAGCCAAUAGUACAGAUCCAGACCAGAUUUCUUUUUUGUGCAGCCUAUGGAGGCUCUUUACUGUUAGCUUAUUCUUUGUUUUGAUUUGAAGUCUCCUACACUUUAAAUUGACUGUCCUAAAUUAAAAAAAACUAAAUCUAUUCUAAAUAUUCAGCCACUAAAUGGCUGAGUAACUUAAAACAGGCAUCAGCAAAUGCAGUCUACACUCUAUGGAUUAGCUUUGAUUAAGAUGAAUGAAAUUAGUUGUAGGGUACAUGCUAAAUAACUUUUACACUUCUGUAUUAAAUUAUGGCAUUAGUUUUUAUCAUAAUUAAAUAGACUCAGGAAAGUUUAGUUUGGGACCAAGUUAUUUUAUAAAAUAUUCAUUGUUGAUGAUUUCCUUAAGAUUUUAUUGGUAGCGUUAUUAGCUUUAGAAAUUAAGUUGAAUAAUAUGAUUAAGUAGGUGUCUACGUACAUAGUGUGAUUUUUUUGUUUGUUAUAUAUAAAUAUAUAUAUAAAAGUAAAUUGUAGAAAUAAAUUGUAAUUAUGAAUAGAGAUGGUGUGGAUAUAACAACCAACAUUGACUAUUUUGAUUUACAUUUGGAAACAAUGUUCAUGAUAAAAAAGGCAUUUUAAAAGCACAUUAUGUCUUGGACACAAAUGAAUUUUUCCUUUAGAAAGUUCAAACUUGAGUUAUAUAAUGUUUAAAUAAGGGUUUUAGAGCAUGUUAGAUGCUAAUAGCCUGAAGAAAGUAGCACUGAAUGUGAAAUUAUUUGUCAUAAAUUAGCAAAAUGUAAACGCAGUAAAAGAUUGUUGAUGUAAUUGGCCAUUGUGUAGCUUUAACUAAACUCUAUUUUUGUUCCAAUUGUAUGUGAAGCACUAUUAUAGUUAUUUACAAUGGCAAAGUUUCAAUGCUCAAAUUAAAACCUAAAUCCUGCUUCAUAUAAAUUUAUCUCCACGCCUUAGCUUAUUUGGUUGUUAUUUUCUGAUGCUAUCUAUACCAUAUGUUAUAUGUAGUCUGUAUAUUUUUUUUUUUUUAAUUCAGGAAUUUGUUGUUUGAUUUUCAGCUAUUUUUAAUUGUUUUCUUUUUUCUUAAUCCUGUUGAUAUUAACAUUUUUCUAUGCAAGAUUUAAAAAAAAGUGAUUUUUAUACUUUGUUAAUGAUAAAUAAGAUAGCAAAUGAAUAAAUAAUAACAAAAAA